GGUGCCGUCAGGUCGGACUGGGGCAGUCCCUCGUUGUCCCCCCACCCCCACUCGCGAGCGCUUCACCCAGGGGAAACAGGUCGAGACCUUCCCGAGCUGCCUGGAGCUCUCGGCCGGCAGCGGAACUCUUCUUACCGUGCCUGUGCCGCAAACGGCGGGGGAGUCGCGUCGUGCCCACGCCGCCGCCAGGAUGGCUGUGCUCACUCUCCCUGUCGUGCUUUACAGGAAGACGAUGCGCCCAGGCGCGGCCACCUGCAGCGGCGGCAGAGCUUCGCGCUGGUCCGGGGGGCCGCAUUGCUGCUGCCUGCCGAGGAGCCGCCAGCCUCCGGACCGUCCCCCGCCGUGCAGCCCGGGCGGCAGGAGCGGCACCUCCAGCUCAUGAUGCAGCUGCUGAGAUCACAGGACGCCAUCCAGCUGGCAGUGCAGCUGGAGUCAGCGUGGCCACAGCGGGUGCGAUACCUGCUGGUGGUGCGGCCAGAGGAGGUGGGCGCUGAGGGACAGACAGCACUGCUGGGCGUGGACUUCCCACACGAAGGGGCCAACUGCUGCACCCUGGGCAUGGUGCUGCCCCUCUGGAGCAACACCCAGGUCUUCCUCGAUGGUGAUGGGGGGUUUAGUGUGACAUCUGGGGGGCAGACACGCAUCUUCAAGCCCAUCUCCAUCCAGACCAUGUGGGCCGUGCUGCAGGAGCUGCACCGUGCCUGCAAGCUGGCAGCCCAGGGUGGGUACAUCCCAGGGGGCCCAGCACUGGCCUGGGUGCAGGAAUACGCAGCAGCACUGGACUCGGAGCAGAGCUGCCUCAAUGAAUGGCUGGCCAUGGCCGACUUGGAGUCCGUGCGGCCUGGCUUGCUGCUGCCCACAGAGCCAACAGAGCGUGCGGUGCGGGCACUGCUGCGGGAUGUGCUAACAUCUGCUGACCUGGAGAGCAUCACUUCUAAGGAAGUGAGGACAGAGCUGGAGCGGCGCAUGGGGCACAGCUUGGAACAGCACAAGGACUUCAUUGACAAUGAGAUGCUGCUGGUGCUGGCGCAAAUGGACCGGCCUUCACAUGUCUUCCCACACAUCUACCUGGGCUCUGAGUGGAAUGCAGCCAACCUGGAGGAGCUGCAGCAGAACUGUGUGACUCACAUCCUGAACGUGGCACGGGAGAUUGACAACUUCUUCCCAGCACUGUUCAACUACAUGAAUGUGCGGGUAUAUGACGAAGAGACGGCCCAACUGCUGCCCCACUGGAAUGACACCUUCCUUUUCCUCUCUGACAUCAAGGCCCGUGGGGGCCGGGCGUUGGUGCACUGCCGCAUGGGGCUGAGCCGCUCGGCAGCCACAGUGCUGGCCUACGCCAUGAAGGAGUUCGGGUGGUCCCUGGAGCGGGCACUGCGCCACGUCCAGCGCUGCCGGCCCGGCGUGCAGCCCAACCCCGGCUUCAUGCGCCAGCUCGACUUCUACCAGGGUAUCCUGAACGCCAGGUGGGUACAGCGGGCCGGGCACGCUGCGGUCACGCCCCUCUCGGGGGCAGUGGGCUGUAGGACGGCGUACCUGGGGGGCAGAGGCGAAGCCCGCGGGGUCCCACCCGCUCGGACAACAGGAACCGGGACUCCGUGCGGGCGGGGCUGCGGGUAACCGCGGUGCUCGU
Messenger RNA from Meleagris gallopavo (turkey), 1633 nucleotides. Lineage: Eukaryota; Metazoa; Chordata; Aves; Galliformes; Phasianidae. The record is from RefSeq and is a predicted model, not a curated record.